GUAUCGAGUAAAUACUUGUAUUAAUCGGAUGGUUGCAUCCCUACGAGUGAUCGAUCGCCAUUUUGCAUAGCUUGCUUUCUUGUUGUAAAGAGUGUGUUACUUUACUUGUGCUUAGUUUUAUGUAUUCUAGGUGUUAUUGUGCCUGUGAUAAAGUUUUAUUUAUCUAUUAGUUAACAUAAGUUUACAGUGGUGUAUUUAGUUUACAUUAGUAUUUAAGUUUGUUAUAAACAUGGGCAGAAAGAAGAAGAAGGCAUCAAAACCUUGGUGCUGGUAUUGUAACAGAGAAUUCGAUGACGAGAAGAUAUUGAUUCAACAUCAAAAAGCGAAACAUUUUAAAUGUCACAUCUGCCACAAGAAAUUGUACACUGGUCCAGGCUUGUCAAUACACUGCAUGCAGGUACACAAAGAAGCCAUAGAUAAAGUACCAAAUUCAUUACCAAAUAGGUCAAAUAUAGAAAUAGAAAUCUAUGGUAUGGAAGGUAUUCCACCCGAAGAUAUAAGAGAACAUGAGAAGCAGAAAUCAGGUGGUGGUAAAGGAUCUGACAGUGAUGAUGAUGAGCCUGCAGCAAAGAAAAAGGCUACACCUGCAUUGUUAGGACCUGGGCCGUCAAAUGUGACGCCUGGAAUUUUGCCAACACCAAUGGGGCCUGUGCCUCCAGGGAUGUAUCCAGGGCACAUGGGUAUGAACCCCAUGAUGCCGCCAUUCAUGCAGGCACCAAGGAUGAUGAUGCCAGGUAUGCGACCACUGUUUCCUGCUGCAAGCAUACCAACGUCACAACCUAGUAAACCCACUUUCCCUGCGUACAGCAAUGCCACAAUAAGUGCCCCUCCUACGACGUCAACGUCGAGUAAUUCCGAGCCCAAAGAGAAUGGUGAUGUGAAACCUCCAGCAGCUAACUCAUGUCCCCUGGUGACGGCCACAGGAGCCGGCUCUAAGAUAGUUCACCCUCCGGAGGAUGUGUCUUUGGAAGAGAUACGUGCUCGCAGCUCCAAGUACCGGCCCAAGCCUAAACCUGACGCCCCCACACCACAACCGACCCCCACGGCCAUCAUCACGCCUAGCACUAGCCAGGCUGAGAUGCAGGCGGCGUACAUGUCGCAAACGGUGGCGGCACACAUGAACGCGGCGGUGGCGGCGGCGCGGCAGCAGGCGGCGGCGGCGCUGCGGCGGCCGCUGAUGCAGCCGAUGAUGCUGCCGCAGCCGAUGCGGGUGGGCGUGCCCGUGUCCAUGCCGCCGGUGAUGGGCGUGCUGCCGGUCAUGCCGCAGUUCAACCUCAUGCGCCCGAUACAGCCCGGCAUGCUGCUGCCGGGCGGGAUGAUGCAGAUGGGCGCCAUGUUCCCGGGCGGCGUGCCCGGCCUGCCGGUCAUGCAGCCGCGCUUCCGAUAGCCCCGCCGCCGCAGGUAGGCGCUCGCCGAGUUACGUACGUUUAGUCGCUUGACCCGCGUCGGCGUAUACCUGGCGGCAGGCAGGCAGGGGACAGGUAAGGGACGGGGGACAGGUGACGCGAGUCGCCCGAGCGCGAGGUUGGGCCGGCAGUUCCCUGCGCGCGCGCAGGCGACAGCUGCUGUCACAACGAGCGUUGUUGGAUUGGCGGCCCCCUGUCCCCGUUAGCGAUCACUCGUCGAUCACCACUACCCCCAUCACACGAGCUCUUAUCACCAUAGACUUGUCUGUCGGCGGCAGAGUUUCUCAGUAGUGUCGAUCUCGGUUUAUUAAUUUCUGGUGUUACACUGAUGUGCGUAAGAAUAAAUCUGAAAACUUUUUAUGUAAUGUUAUAUAUUUGCCUUGAAAUUUUUUCUUAAGCGUUUCCACGUGAAGUUGUGACGUUUGCCUAUUCUUGUAGAAUUUUGACUAUUUUACUGAUUAAAUGCUAUGAACACGAGGCU
Diatraea saccharalis (sugarcane borer) is the source of this 1887-nucleotide messenger RNA. The record is from the annotation of a GenBank genome assembly. NCBI's taxonomy places the organism in Eukaryota, Metazoa, Arthropoda, Insecta, Lepidoptera, Crambidae.